CCCUCGACGCAUGCGCACUGCUCGGUGAUCUAGCUCCGGGCUGACGGCCAGUACAGGCCCUAUCAUCAUCGCGAACACUAGUCAUCUGCGUCCUCACACACAUCAAACUCACAUUCUAUGUAUAUAAGCAUACAGGCUCUGUUGUUAUGAUGUAAAUAGGACUUAUUGAAGUGACAAGUACAAGGAGAAUUGCAGUUUGCCAGUGCUGUAGUGGUUUGGCUUGUAGUGUUGCCCGCCGUCUCUCACCGCGCGAUCACUCGAGAGCACCGGCUCCUGUUUCACUUCCAGCAUCGCGCUCACGUCGACAACAUUCCACACCAAAUGGAACGUAGAUACGAUGCCGAGGAAACGUGAGAAGAUUCAGGAUGGCUGAGAGCAUGGAGGUGGUGGUGUGGUGAGGUGGCGGUGGAGGUGGUGGUGGUGGAGGCCGCUGAGACGGUGGUGCCGGCUGGAUGAGACCUCGCUCGGCCCCCGACCACCAGAGCCAGAGCCAGGGCAAGGCUCGGCCAGUCCGGGUAUGCAGGCAUUCCGGGCAUCCCGUCUCUCUCUAGCGCCAGGACCGACUUAUUGCGCAUUCUUCGGUCGCCCCAUCCUACUCAACAAACACCAAUAUAUUUAUAUCGUACCCACCCCCACCGCUCGUCGACACAUCUGUUUUCACUUAGCACCCCCCUCUUCCCACAAUUCACGCCGCCAAACCACCCUGCGUCCUCCCCCCCGUGACUUCGCGCUCCACGGGUGACUGUUGUCAAAACUAAACUUAUGUCGCUAAACUUUAUUUAACUUUGCAUUCAUUUGGUCAUUUUGAAUCUCGUUGUCUCAGAUUUCGAGUUAUAUCGGGCAAAACGGGUCGUGCUUAGAUACUUGACAAUGUCUACCAAGGCAUUAACGUAACAUGUAUCUAAUCUGUCGAUGUUAUAACAAAUUAUUACGUAUGUAUCGUUCGUGAGAAGUCACAAUAAAAUUAAUCGUAGUAUAUAAGGUGUUGUGUAUUGUUACCUCUCUCUGUCCAAAUCAAGACAGCAAUAUUCUUGUUGGAACGAGAGCUAAGUGUAUCCCUGAAGUUCUAGUUUAGAAUCGUGAAUGUGUUGAACUUGUAAAGUACAUAAUUUUUUUUCAAGAUUGCCUUCGAAUCACAAUAACUACAAGUGUAGCCAGUAAUUUUGUACAUUUGUGAAACUGCUAAUCGUCGUCUGCUCGCUGGACCAAUAACUGCGAUCUAUUCCGCGUUGACUCCUGCUGGCCAGACUCACGUGAUUAGAUGACAGUAGUUGUAUCGAUGCGACGAACUGUUUGAUGUUGUGAGAAUAUAGAUUGAUUUUGCUUGUUUUUGUAAAAUUCUCUCGGGUGAAACGGGUCUAAAGGAAUCGUACAAUCGAGAACUGUGAACUUUUUAUGGAAUAAUGUGCCUAAGUAAUGCAUUGAUGUUAUAGACUAGAUCGCUAAUUAUGGAUUUGUUGUUGGAUGGUUUGGGCGGUGACGGGGGGGAAAGGGGCGCCAACCACAGCAGCGACCUCCUGUUCCGCUUCGACGAAGACUACGUGGUGCUACUGAACGGCGAGCAGGCGCACAACCUGAGCCUGGUGGGCGGCAACGAGUCGCUCGGCAACAACACACUCGACCUGAAUGGUACCUACAUCAUCCUGCAGAGCGACUCGCUCUACCCGAGUGGCUACAGCACGCCACACAUCAUAGUCGCCUCUAUAGUGGUCACCCUGCUCAUGGUCGUUGUCGUUGUCGGCAACAUGCUUGUCAUCAUUGCCAUCGUUACCGAGAAAGCGCUGAAAAACAUUCAGAACUGGUUCAUCGCCAGCCUGGCCGUCGCUGACUUCUUUCUCGGUCUAGUUAUAAUGCCUUUUUCGCUGGCUAACGAACUCAUGGGGUACUGGAUAUUCGGCAACUGGUGGUGCGACAUUCACAGCGCCAUGGACGUGCUGCUGUCAACGGCGUCCAUCAUGAACCUGUGCCUAAUCAGCCUGGACAGGUACUGGUCCAUCACGCAGGCGGUCGACUACCUCAAGAAACGAACGCCGCUUAGGGCCGCCGUCAUGAUCGCACUCGUCUGGCUCAUGUCAGCCGGCAUCUGCAUCCCACCGCUGCUCGGCUGGAAGGUGCAGAGGCCAGAGGAGGAGUUUCCCAAGUGUGAGUUGAGUAAAGACUUGGGCUACGUGGUUUAUUCGGCGCUGGGUUCGUUCUACAUCCCCAGCUGCAUAAUGGUCUUUGUCUACAUAAGGAUCUACUAUGCAGCGAAGGCGAGAGCGCGGCGAGGCAUUAGAAAAGCACAAACCAGUUGUUGUUUGUGGUGUUGUUACAGGGCCCGACCCGAGGCGAAGCACCCAGCGCCACCGUCCGUCACAAGUCCUGUCGACAGAAACUCCAAUUCUCCAGUGCCAAUACCCAUAGAAAGUAAGCCACCACCCAUCCCCAUAGUCACGUGUGACUUCGCCUCGGACAUUUCGACCAGCGACAACGCCGAAGGCCCCCAGGACCCCGGAGGAGGGGGAGGGGGAACGAUAGCUACUCUUGAAAUACAAAAAGAUACCCUUAAGGUGAUGUCAAGCUCUUCAAUGAAGGGCAGCAUGCCAGUGACGGGGUUCCGGGGGUCGACACUGUCGGUGAACGGUGACGUAGCGGGGACGGGGCGUGGCCGGGCGCCCAGCGUGGGCAUCGACCCAGACAUGGUCAGCGAGUUCGACCCGAGUUCCUCGGACUCGGGAGUCGUGUCUCGGUGUGCCGUCGUCAAGCCACUCAAGCUCAGGUUCUGCAAGCCCAUCUUUGGCCGAAAGUCAUCGUCCAAGGCCAAACGUGAGGUGAUCGAUAUGGGUCGGAUAAGCGGCAGUCCAGUGCCAGAUGGCGGUGGGUCGGAGGGGGUUGCGGCAGUGGCGCCGCCCAAGAUUCAGAAGCCGCGCGACCCCGAGCGAGAGAAGCGGCGGUUGGCGCGCAAGAAGGAAAAGCGGGCCACCCUCAUUCUCGGACUGAUCAUGGGCUCCUUCAUCGCCUGCUGGCUGCCUUUCUUCUCGCUCUACAUUCUCACGCCUAUUUGUGAGGUGUGCCAGGUGCCGCCACAGGCGUUUGCCAUAGCCUUCUGGCUCGGCUACAUGAACUCCGCCCUCAACCCGGUCAUCUACACAAUCUUCAACAAGGAUUUCCGCAGAGCCUUCCGCAGGAUACUAUUUAAGUAGCGGGAGUAUCUUCUGCCAUAACUAACGCACGCUUUUAAUUCCCGACUGCCACUUCACUUCAAAUUCAUCCCCAUCAGCUCAUCACACUAAUAAAAUGCAUUUUAUUGUUCGUGGAUCACAUCAUCUUGUGUUCUAAUUUUCUCUAAUUGUAUUUCCAAUAAAAAAAAACAUCAUCAUAAAUUAUGGAGUUUUCAACGUGAAACGUUCAUAGGAAACUUCUUCUCGAGACGACCAACACAAUAAAUUGAAAAACCUCUUAAUCAAAUUGAAAUAGAUUUAUGGUCGCAAUAGCUCAAGCCUCAAUCAAUAAUAAACAAUGAAAAUCUGACGGCCAAUAUACAAAUCCAAUAACUGAAUCAAUAAAUCCAAAAAAGAAUUAUUCAUCUAUCAAUUCAUUCAUUGGGUAUGUUUAUGGUCUUCAUAUUCAAAAAUUGAUCAUAAACAAAUUCAACAUUAUUGUACGAAAUACAAGAUUCACAGUCACAGGUUUCAGCAAUAAAUACAGUAAGUUUAGUCAUAUUAUUGUGAUCCUUGUUUGGAGCAGAACAUUUUCUAGAUAAAUAGAGAUAGGAUGAUUCACUUACUUCCAGAUAGAGUAUUAGGCUGGGGUGCCUACAAGUAAUAAAAUCUAGAUGAGAGGUCUCAAAAAAGUCAGCAGUAUUUAGAAGAAUGCCGGCCGACGGCAUUAUUUUGGAUUUCAAGAAGGGAGAGGGGGGUUCCCCUGUAUUAGAAAUUUAUUCAUUUGUCAUGUUUAUUAAUCAAUUCAUACCAAACUGACUAUGUCGUCAAGGCCCUGGCCUACAAUAAUGCAACGUCACAGUGUAAGCCUAGAAUCUGAUACAUGAUUGGUGAAAAAGAUCAGCUGGUAUUUUUUUUAAAUCUUUUCCACCAAUCAUGUAUUAGAUUCUAGGCCUACACUGCGACGUUGCAAUAUCGUAGGCCAGGGCCUUGUAUUAGAGGUGAUUAUGGUCAUACAGAACAAUAGAAAUACAACUCACAUAUUAAUUACCAUAUAUUAAGCAGUUGAGUUCUAUGUAAAUUAUUUCUAGAAAUAUCUAGAAACGUAUUAUUCCAGGAAAAUAAUAGGAGAUAAAUUCAUGGUGACGUGAUUUUUUACAUUACUACUCUUACUCCCAGGGCCAUCUCUAUCUAAGUUUAUAUUUGGCAGCAUUUGGCAACAUUAUAUAUUUUUAUAUUUGGCAACAAACUGUCUCCACGUAAUUAGCUCCUGAGCAUCUUUUUCUAUCGCUCCAAGCAUCUCUAUGCCAGUCUUAACCUGUUGCCACCAUCUCUGGCUGGGUCUCCCACGGGGUCUUCUUUCUGGAGGGUUGGGUGCUAAAACAUUUCUCAGAUUGGACUCUUCUCCUCUCCUGAGUACGUGCCCGACCCAUUAUAAUCUCAAAAUUUUCAACCAUCAAAAUUUAAAAAUCUUAGUUUUCGUUGUUUUUGAGUGAAAAUGGACUAAAUUUUAGUAAAGUGAAAUCAUAACCCUAUUUUGGACUUUUAAAAUGUUACCUAUCCAAAUUUGCGAGAGAAAUAGUACAAGGAGAAUCCUUAGUUUUCCUCUCCCGAUCAGUGUUACUUUGUAGAAAAUAUAAAUAAAUAAAUAAAUGAACUCCUACAUUUCAUUUAGCUUACAAUGUAUGGGUUAUUGUAGAGGUCUCUGAUUUCCUUAUUAUGUUUCCUCCUCCAUUUUCCUUGAUCGUACCUGGGCCCAUAUAUAUCUUUCGCAGCACUUUCUUUUCAAACACUAUGAGCUUUUGUUCUUCUUUCUUGGUCAUUUUUCAAGUUUCAGACCCGUAAAGUACUACUGGAUUUAUAAUUGUUUUGUAUAGUCUGAGCUUUGUUUUGUGGGAUAGGGACUUUGAAGAGAGUGAUUUGUUGCAGGCAUAAUACAUACACCUGUUCACUACUGAUAAUAAGAAAACAAAGGUACCUGUUUAUUGAGUUUUCCCCACUUUCUAUCUCUACAAUAUCCAAAUUUUUACGUGAGAUUGUUAUUCCUAGAUUUUGGAAUAGAAAAAAAUCAAUUUUUCACAUUGAUUAAUUCAAACUGCUAAAAUCAUUCUUGUCUGAGAAAUCAUCAUUCUAUCUAUCUUUUCGGAAAAUAGAUUUGAACUUUAACCGUAGGUGGGAUUGAAGAAUUUUAUACAAGAAUUUUUUUGUUGUGCCUUUCGUGUCAGAUGAGAUUGAAGAACAAUUAUUAUUUGUAAAUUAUUUUGUAUAAAUUAUUUGUCUAUAAAUUAUGAUGUUUUCGAAAUUCGAGCCUUAUUCCCUCAACUUAUCAUUCCUUCAUUUGAUGUCAUUACUGAUGAGUAGGCCUAAUUACAGAAUUUUGUAAUUAUUAUUGCUGAUGUGUACCUUUACAAUGUAAUGCAUCUCAAUCAUCAAAUUGUCUUCUAAGCUGUAAUGGAGUUUGAAAGUGACGUGAAGUGGCAAAACAAAGACAUUAUACUAAUUAUACUAGGAAAAUUGUUGAAAUCCGUGAGAUAUUUUCUACUUCCCUUUUUAUAAGCAACAAUAUAUUUUUAUCGAUUUCUACGGCUAUGUAAAGCAUUUAUUUCAACAUGUGUGACAAGGUUUUGGUGUUUUAUUUUACUCGAAAAUGUAAGAUAUUGUUAUAGUCGAAUAAUGUUAAAGCAUUGUUUUGAGCAAUUAGGAGUUACCGAAUACCGUUUUGUGUAAGUAAUAUUCUAUGUGGAGGUCUGCUUCACAAACGUUAUAGAUCUUUCAUGUAGAUAUUAAAAGUUUUAUUGGAAAUUUAUACUUGACAAGUUGAACUAUAGUUUUCUCUGAAGACACACAUGUGUUGAUAGCUUUCACUCAGUUUUCAUAACUUAAAAACAUGUCUCCCAAAAAAAUGAAGGCAAUAUCAGAAAUUCGAAAAUAUUAGCGUUUAAGGCAAAAAAACAUUGAAUUCAAUUGCUUGAACAAAUUUCCCUUGAUGCUUGCUUCAAAUAUUUUUACUGAAUCGAAAUAUUUUCCAUGAAAACCGGUAUGGUUUUCACAAUUUUUGAAGGUACUUUCCGAUUAUCAAUAAUUUAGAUAUUGUGCGAGUAUUAUUCUACGAACUAGGGGCCAAUUAUUGUGUAUAUUUGAGAUUUUUAUAAUGGAAAAUGCAACUUUGUAUUGGAGUUUAUUGAUUUUUUCAAUUAUACUGUUAGAUAAAGUAUUGAAAGUUUUAAUUUAGAAUUAUGAAUUAUCUUCAAUUCUAAUUUAAUAGAUCAUACUGCUAAUAAUAUUCUGUACUGAAAGAGCUGAAGAUCAGCUCUAAUCAGUAAUCACCUCCAUUCUGUAGGCUAUUCAUUCACAUAUUUAUGAUGUCUUAUUCUCUAGUUGAUCCUGUAUUUUCCAGGAAUAACUUUUGUAGGCUAAGCUCUUCUAACACAAGGGAAAAAUUCAAUGUAACUUCUACUCCAUAAUGGCUACCGACAAUAUUUAAUGAUGGUCAAGAGCAAUAUUGCUUUCUUUGGAUGCAAAAAUGUUAUUACUAGAGAAAGCUAUUGACACCAACAACCAAUUAUCUGAUUUCUUGAUCUUGAUGGAAAUUUUUCAGAUUUGAUACUUUUGAAAAUGGUUUUGCCUGAACAAUCAAAUCAAAAAAUAAUGUUAUCUCGUUUGCCAUUCAUAUUUAUAAUUCAAGCUCCGGGUGACAAAACUUUUCCUUUGCAAUGAAUAGUACAAACGAUAAGUUCACAGACCGAGCAACUGGAAAUUAAUUUGGGGUUGAAUUCUUCACAAGUAAUAUAAUUUUUCGAAAUAAAUUUGAAAUUUUUGGUUGUGGAUGUAGUUUGUUAUGUGUCCAUGGUUUAAUAUUUCAAGCUACUAGUUCGAAUAGUUGCAAUUAUAGUUCUAGUUCCAAGCUACCGGCCAGGAUAGUUAAGACGACUAAGGCGUUGCACCCUUCAGUCUGCUAGGUUACCAGUGCUCGUGGGUUUGAAUCCCGCCGAUAGACGUGGACGUUCAAUCAUCUCAACAAACCACCCUCGCACUUUCCCACCCACAAGAAAAAACUCAUUUGGCCAUCAUUCACGAUUGAAAAAAAAAUAAAGUUGUAAAAACUAAUUUCUCAUGAUGCUUUUGGUGUGAAUGUCAUUCUUAUAUCCAUGUACAUGAGUAAUGCUUAUGAUAAAGCACUGACUCUAGGAAAUCCAGAAUUCCAUCCCCAGAUGUAAAAGAAUGAGUUGCCCAUCCCUUCCUUCAAGAAUUGAAGUUAAUCUCUCGUGCUUGAAAACUACUUCUUAUAAACUUUCGAAAAUGAUUCGAAUUCCCAGUGAUUGAAUAUUAUCUCACUAGAAGUUUGUUCCAUUAUCAGUUUCCGUGGAAAUUGGGAAAUUUCUUAUUAAAUCUGAAACAGUAAAUAAGCCUUUUUGUGAGGAAAUGAGUCAUUUCUAUUUUGAUUUGAUCGAAUGAAUUCAUGAAACAAUUUGAUGAAGAAUAAGCCUCUAAUUUCCCUCCGUGUCUGGAUGAAAAUGAUCAAUUCACGAUCCAAUCAAAUAAUUUUUUAUGUAUAUUGUAUUCAUAUAAAUCAAGUCUAUAUGGAUUAUUCUUUUCAUUAUAUUUUCUAUAGUAUUCACUUCUAUGUUGAGCAAGAGUGAUUGCAUCUUUCCUCGUCAUAUAACAACCUUGAUUAAUAAACUUAUACUUUACUUGGGUACAUAAUUUAUUAUGUAAACUGUAAUUUUUGCUAAUAAAACUGUUGGAAAAGUUUUGUCUCGGAUCCCAGAUUGAAUGCAGUUGAAGUUUGUUAUUAGAGUAGGUAAGUUUCGUGCUAGUAGGUGAGAAUUUCAAGUUUUAUUUUUGUACUAUGGAACAGAAAUCCAAUACUUUUUGUCUUGUACAGCUGUAUGUGAAUAAAUAUUGCCUUAAAUAAAAUACUACAAUAAUGCUCGUAAAUACAAUUUCGUCUCAUGGAAAUAUUGCAACCUUCUCAUAAAUACUCGUUUCGUCUGUAUAUAAAUACUAAUUAUGAUAAUAAAUCAUUACUAGAUUGUAAAUUUGUGAAUUGAAGUUGCAUAUAUUAACAUAAUAUAUUAUCUUUCGAAUACUCAACAAUAUUCUAACAUGUAUAUAGUUCUGUCUUCCACAUAAGUAUGUAAUAUACAAAUUAUUAUUAAAUAUUUAUAACUUGUUUGAUUUUGAUUUUGUGGGUAAUUGAGUUCUCUCUCUUGAUAAAUGAAAAAUCUUGCAGAUCCAAUAUUGAUUAGUUUUAAACUGGUUUCCAAAACUAAAACACCAAAAAGUAAAGGAGAUUUCUCUUUUCAAAGACUAAGAAGGGGUUGCUUCACUCAUGGAAUGGAAUAUCCAUGUAUAGAGCAAUACUGAUUCAAAUAAUGGUAAUUCUUUGAGAGAUUAUAUUCACUGUUAUAGUAAAGAAGGUUAUGCUUCUAUUUUUUGGUUUAGAAUGAAUAUUUUGUAUUGUAAAUGGUACAGAGAGCCAUCUAUGUGAUGGAGAUGGAUUGUUUCUUCAGUCAAUUCCAAAAUCAUCCAAUUUGGGAUGUAUCCCAUCAAUUUUUGAAACUAAAAAUGAACUCAAAUUUUUAAAACAAAAUAGACACCAAUUUUUAAAACUAAUUCUUGAUCCUAAAAUAGAAUUUCUGAAUCUAAUUUUCAAUAUCCUACUUUCAACCUAUUUUCAAGACUUUUUAUAUUUAAUCAAGUUUAUCAUGAUUAUAAUUUAUUAAAAUAAUAAUCAAUUACAUUGUAAUAAUUUUGUUCUUUUACAUGCUCACAUGGGAAUGUAAAUUUAAAAACAAAUACAGUACAAGAUAAUUCACUAAUACCUCAUCUAGCAUACGCAUUAUGCCAAUGUUCAAAAAUACAACGAAUCCUAAUUCAUGUAAUAGUAGUAGAUGAUCAGUUCAGUAACUGAGUGAAAAAAUUCACUUGAGAACUAGGGAAAAUAUAUUUAUUUUCUGAUCCAGUCUUAGUCAAUCACUCGAAAUUAUUGUAAUCAAUUGAUUAUUGAGAAUAAUAAUUGUUGAUGUAGAGAUUUUGAAAUGUUCAUGCGAGAUUGUGAGGAAAGAACGUUACUAUUGAAGCUUUUCAAUAAUUAUUAUUCAUAACUGAUUCUCCACUGAAGAUUUUAAAAGUUAGCUUUUCAUUUUGGGUUCAACUUUAUAUAGAAAAUCAAAAUUUGUGUAUCCAUUCGAUGGUUUUCUUGAUAAACAUCGGAGUUAAUAAUUUACUCCAAUAUCUGAAUAAUUAUUACCUGAGUAAAAAAUCAAUUCAGUUCCCAUAACAUUCGAAUUCUAAAAUAUGAGAUUCUAGAAUGAUUCAUUGCAUUCGAAUCUUUCGGAAGUAAUUUUCAUCAGGACUAGAGUAGAUUGGAAUAAUAAUAAUAAACUAUUUAUGAAUAUACCAAAUAUUGAUAAUAUUAUAAUAUACAAGAUGUGUUAUUAAUUAUAAUGAUAUAUACAAAAAUACUAUGUAACAUUCAGAAACUGAUAUGAUGGAGAAAGAAAUUCUGUAAAACAAAAGUGAAUUAUUAUAUCACACCAGUUUGAUAAUGUAUCAAUUAAUCUCUUCUAAGUUCUGUACAAUCCAGUUGUAAGAUAUAAAUAAAAAUUGUUGAUCUUUUUAUUUCAUGUUCAGAUUAUUGUACAUUUUUAACAUUUCAAAGAUUGAAUAUUUUUUCAGAAUAACAAUCCUUUCCAUGAUGGUCUCAUCCUGGCAACUUUGAAGAGUAGACAACGAAUACCUUUGAAAUAAAUAAUAUGAUAAGAAUUA
This is a messenger RNA of Nilaparvata lugens (brown planthopper), 9911 nucleotides long. RefSeq names its product alpha-2A adrenergic receptor (gene Octalpha2R). NCBI's taxonomy places the organism in Eukaryota, Metazoa, Arthropoda, Insecta, Hemiptera, Delphacidae. Bases 1449 to 3182 code for a protein of 577 amino acids. The record is from RefSeq and is a predicted model, not a curated record. Gene Ontology annotation, cellular component: membrane. Gene Ontology annotation, molecular function: G protein-coupled amine receptor activity. The transcript has 7 exons. Gene Ontology annotation, biological process: adenylate cyclase-activating adrenergic receptor signaling pathway.